AUGUUUGACGAUGAAAAUGACGAUGACGAAUGCGGGGGUCAAAGCCGCUACCCCGUAAUGCCAUCACUGGUAGCGCUCCAGCAAAUGAAGAACCGUCUCCAUCUUGCAUACCUUGGAAAGAAACUUAUGAAAUGGACAACUUUGGCUACCGUUAAAGAGCUAAGAAAAUUAGCCCUUGAAAUGACUGAGUACUUCGUAGGCUACGGCGAUGACUUCGCGAGAGCGUUCAUGCUCCUAGCGAGGUCUAGAUAUUAUUAUCCAAAUCUGAACACCAUUGUAGUACAGAAUGUUGGCAACGAGGCUGCUUGCAGAGUGGAAACGGACUAUAGAAGUGUUGCAGGUGUUAAACUGCUUGCAUUAAACGUGAUCGAAGAGACCUUUGACCCAAACGAACAUCUGGGCAUAGAGAAAGGAGGCACUGCAAUAUCGGAUGCCAAGAAAGCUUGGAGAGAUCUCCUUAAGCUUGUCGUUCUCAUGCUGCAAGAGAGAAAGGCAUUUGACGCGUUGCACGCCGCUCAUAAUGCAGCAAACAAGAAACAAAAUGUGCUGGGUAAACUGGUUAUACCGAGAAUACAAAAUGCCAUUGCGUAUAUUAAAUCAGAGUUAGAAGAACAGGAAAGAGAAGAGACGUUCAGACUGAAAAGGUUUAAGCAAUCGAAGGAAAAGAAAACUCGAUUAAUCAAAGAAAAAGACAAAAAGGAUGCAAUCACAGAAGAACCUGUAUUUACAUGCCCUGUAUGCUUACCAAAGGCCGAGAUACCUAAAGAGGUUCAAGUUAAAAAAGAGCCAAGCAUAAAAGAAGAACCAAUCAUAAAAGGAGAGCCAAACAUAAUAGUAAAAAAAGAAAGUAAAUUUUGCGGCUGCACCGAUCCUCGACCAGAACUCGAUCAAAGUACUGGCAAGUUCAUCUGUCCUAUUUGUAAUUUGGCAGAUAGAAAUGUAGACAUAAAUGUUGUAGCAUGUAAAGUAUGUCUACCUGAAGUCAAUGAAGUUAAAGAACGUGCAGACCACCUCAUGGCGCACAUCAACCAAGUGUUAACAUUAUCAAGAUUCUAUAACAAAACUCUCUCUGGUAUGGAUACAAAGGAAUCAGAUUUAAGUUACGCUGAUAUCAAAAAGGCACUUGAAAAUAUUAACAGCAUAUGUACUUGUCCUCAUAUGGAAAAACAAAAAAUAGAGGAAGCUAAACCCUGUGGAUGUGCUAUAUGCGCAUCAAAAGACAUAAAAUCUGAGCAAAAAGAAACUGUCGACUUCGAUAAAAAAACAACAGCGAUAGAUAAAAAACCUGAUGCACCGUGUAUGACAGAACCCUCUGGAGGUGGAUUAAAAGACAUAAAACCUGAACAAACCGUAAAUGACUGCUGCAAGAAUAAACUUCAAGCCAUAGUUAAAAAGACUGACGCGCCAUGUCUGUCAGAAUCCUCUGGAGAUGGAUCAAAAGGCAUAAAACCUGAACAAAACGUAAAUGACUGCUGCAAGAAUAAACCACAAGCGAUAGAUAAGAAGCCUGAUGCACCGAUUUUGCCCGAACCCACUAGAUGUCCUAUGUGUGGAUCAAAAGACAUAAAAUCUGAACAAAAAGUAAAUGAUUGCGGGUGCAAUAAAAAACCCCAAGCGAUGGACAAGAAGCCUGAUGCACCAUGUCUGUCACAACCCUCUGGAUGUCCUAUGUGUGGAUCAAAAGACGUGAAAUCUGAACAAAAAGUAAAUGACUGCGGCUGCAAUAAUAAACCCCAAGCCAUGGACGAGAAGCCUGAUGCACCAUGUCUGUCAAAACCCUCUGGAUGUCCUAUGUGUGGCUCAAAAGACGUAAAAUCUGAACAAAAAGUAAAUGACUGUGGCUGCAAUAAUAAACCCCAAGCGAUGGACGAGAAGCCUGAUGCACCAUGUCUGUCAAAACCCUCUGGAUGUCCUAUGUGUGGGUCAAAAGACGUGAAAUCUGAACAAAAAGUAAAUGACUGUGGCUGCAAUAAUAAACCACAAACGAUGGAUAAGAAGCCUGACGCACCGAUUUUGCCAAAACCCUCUGGAUGUCCUAUGUGUGGAUCAAAAGACAUAAAAUCUGAACAAAAAGUAAAUGACUGCGGCUGCAAUAAUAAACCUCAAGCAUUGGAUAAGAAGCCUGAUGCACCAUGUCUGUCAAAACCCUCUGGAUGUCCUAUGUGUGGAUCAAAAGACAUAAAAUCUGAACAAAAAGUAAAUGACUGCUGCAAGAAUAAACCACAAGCGAUAGAAAAGAAGCCUGACGCACCGAUUUUGCCAGAACCCUCUGGAUGUCUUAUGUGUGGAUCAAAAGGCAUAAAACCUGAACAAAAAGUAAAUGACUGUGGCUGCAAUAAUAAACCCCAAGCAAUGGAUAAGAAGCCUGAUGCACCAUGUCUGUUAAAACCCUCUGGAUGUCCUAUGUGUGGAUCAAAAGACAUAAAAUCUGAACAAAAAGUAAAUGACUGCUGCAAGAAUAAACCACAAGCGAUAGAAAAGAAGCCUGACGCACCGAUUUUGCCAGAACCCUCUGGAUGUCUUUUGUGUGGAUCAAAAGGCAUAAAACCUGAACCAAAAGUAAAUGACUGCUGCAAGAAUAAACCACAAACGAUAGAUAAGAAGCCUGAUGCACCAUGUCUGUCAAAACCCGCCGGAUGUCCUAUGUGUGGAUCAAAAGACAUAAAAUCUGAACAAAAAGUAAAUGACUACUGCAAGAAUAAACCACAAGCGAUAGAAAAGAAGCCUGACGCACCGAUUUUGCCAGAACCCUCUGGAUGUCUUAUGUGUGGAUCAAAAGGCAUAAAACCUGAACAAAAAGUAAAUGACUGCUGCAAGAAUAAACCACAAACGAUGGAUAAGAAGCCUGAUGCACCAUGUCUGUCAAAACCCUCCGGAUGUCCUAUGUGUGGAUCAAAAGACAUAAAAUCUGAACAAAAAGUAAAUGACUGUGGCUGCAAUAAUAAACCACAAAUGAUGGAUAAGAAGCCUGAUGCACCAUGUCUGUCAAAACCCUCUGGAUGUCCUAUGUGUGGAUCAAAAGACAUAAAACCUGAACAAAAAGUGAAUGACUGCUGCAAGAAUAAACCACAAACCAUGGAUAACAAGCCUGAUGCACCAUGUCUAUCAAAACCCGCUGGAUGUCCUAUGUGUGGAUCAAAAGACAUAAAAUCUGAACAAAAAGUAAAUGACUGUGGCUGCAAUAAUAAACCGCAAACGAUGGAUAAGAAGCCUGAUGCACCAAGUCUGUCAAAACCCUCUGGAUGUCUUAUGUGUGGAUCAAAAGACAUAAAAUCUGAACAAAAAGUAAAUGACUGCUGCAAGAAUAAACCACAAGCGAUAGAUAAGAAGCCUGACGCACCAAUUUUGCCAGAACCCUCUGGAUGUCCUAUGUGUGGAUCAAAAGACGUGAAAUCUGAACAAAAAGUAAAUGACUGUGGCUGCAAUAAUAAACCACAAACGAUGGAUAAGAAGCCUGACGCACCGAUUUUGCCAGAACCCUCUGGAUGUCCUAUGUGUGGAUCAAAAGACAUAAAAUCUGAACAAAAAGUAAAUGACUGCGGCUGCAAUAUUGAACCAAAAGCGACAGAUAAAAAGCCUAAGGCACCGUGUCUCACAGUCAACAUUUCUGAGCAGAAAUCUGAGGAUUGUUGCAUAUCAAAAUCGCUUGAAAAAAAAUCUGUAUCAAAAUCGGACGCCUGUUGUCAACAUUCACAGGAUACGGCAGAAUAUACAUCUAUAGAGGAAAUGGAAGGCCUUUGUAGUUGUACAAACAUAUCUGAUUCAGCAAAAGAAAAAUCAUGUUGUGAUAUGGCUGGUAUUUCAAAAUCUGAUUAUCAAACUUAUAACCUAUGUUCAAUAUCUGCAAUCAAAUCUGGUUCAUGUUUUCAAAGUGUAUCUAAUUUAUAUCAACCAGCGCCACCAUUUUUUUAUCUCUAUUCUGGACCAUACGUACAUUCACAAACCGGACUUCAUCCUAUUUGCAACGGUAACAUGAUCCCACAAAUUAAUACGAUUUCCAAGAAAUGUUUGUGUUCUAAUGCGCCGUAUCCUGGCGAAUUCAAGCAAGACAAUCCUAUAUGCACAUGUAAAUCAACAAACAAUUUGCCUUCUCAACAACCGUCCAAAGAGCUGUGUACUUGUGAAUCUAUAGAAGCGAUGUCGCCAUUAACGUUAUCUUUGCACAGUUUACAGGUUGACCCUAUAAAUAUGACUUGCAAAAAUAUAUUUCAAUCAUAUCCGCCCACUGCUUCAUUACCUACAGCAAAUUUACCUUUGAUGUUGGCAAAACGAGUUGCCAAAGCAUCUGAGCCCUAUUUAAAAAAGUCAUGUUUAAAGAACGGUGAUUAUCCUUAUCGCGAAAGAUGCGAGGAUCCAACAAUUGAAUUCAAAUGCCCUUCAAAUAAUUCAAUUCAAUAUCCGCCUACUGCUACAUUACCCCCAACUAAUUUACCUUUAACGUUGAAAAACCGAAUCGCUAAAGCAUCUGAGCCCUAUUUAAAAAAAACACGUUUAGAAAACGAUGAUUAUCCUGUUCGUGAAAGAUGCGAUGACCCAACAAUUGCAUUCGAAUGCCUUUCAAAUAAUUCAAAACAAUCAAAACAAAAUAUGUUGUGUUCAUGUAAAUCAAUUCAGCAACAAACAUCUUUUUCCUGCAAUUCGUGUUCAACAUUAUAUUCAGGAAAUUUAACAACAAAUUCAUUAUCCCAAGAGAUGACAAAACCCCCUUAUUUUAAAAAGUCUACGACACAUUUUACCGAUAUUCCUCAAGGAUUUUUACCUUUACUCUCACAUACAGUAGAAGAGACGAGCAAUACAGUAAUUUUAUCUAGUACAUCUAUCUCUAGCGAUACUGCUUAUCUGCAUUCAACUAAAGAAAAUCUUGGGACAGAAAUUAAGAACCCACUCAAUAAGUUUACUCCUAAACAGUUUAUGUGCUUUUCACCGUACACGCGAGAUGGAAAAUCGAGGUCAUGUGAUGUUUCGGAGAGGAGCUUGAUCAUAAGUUCAUAUGAUACUACACAAUCAGAUUAUCAUGGAACAGAUGAAACUCCUGGAUGCUGUAUUUUUUCUAAAGAGAAAUGUAUCACAGACUCGUUACACGAUAUUGUUCAAAAACAGUCUCCAUUUUUUUCAUCGCAUACUCAUGUAGUUAACCCUAGAUUGUGUAGUAUUUCUUCAACAAAUUUAUGUGAUAGUCCUGAUCCACAGUCUUCGCGUUUGCUUUCAUCUACACUUCGCGGAGUCUCUGGAACACAGAGUAUCUCAAUUAUACUAGACUGUAUUUUAUUUAAACAGUGCAAAUCAUCAACAACACAAAACAAUUCAAUUCAGAAAGCGUCUAGUACACCGUCGACCUAUACUAAAGACUUCUCAAUUUAUACUACAAUGACUCCUCAUGACAAUUCACCAUAUAAGAGACGACUAGACAAACCAGGACCUUGUAAUACUUUUGAGACAUCAAGUGAAACUAAACCCAGUACGUUUAAAGAUUGCUCAACAUUUGUUACUGUAGCUCCAAAAAAAGUUACAUCUUAUACGUGUGAAGGAAGGUCAUUUGGUGUUUCUGAAGCAGUUAAUAGAACAGAGUUUUUUAAAGAAAUAACGCAAAACUGCUGUGAAUUUACAUUGUUCAAUAAAAAUGAAAACUGUAUUGCCUUUACUCCCUAUACAAGAGAAGGUAAACCGGGGCCGUGUGGUCUUACUUUAAAAUGCGAUGCAUUUUCGAAAAAUAAUACACCAAAUAGUCGUAAAGAUAGGUCUGGUACUUAUUCAGUACAAUGUAACACCAAUAAGGAAACUGUAUUCUCUCCGUCAUUCACAUGCAAUAGCAGGUCGAAAAUUUGUGGAUGUGAAAAAAACAAUAUGCCACUUUCAUGGAGUAGUACAAACUCUGUGAGAUUAGAUUUUACGAGGGAGGAAACGACGGGAAGAACCUGGCGUAUAUCUGAGACAAACAUUCCGGCAUGUUCAGAAACUCACACAGAUUUUCAGCAAUGUACAAAUGCGCGUCCCGUACCAUAUAUAAGAGAAAGAAUACCCGGACCCAGUGGUCCUUGUGAAGUAGACAAUACUAAAGGUUCAGUUGGUAAUAUUAGUACUGAUCAGUUAACCAAACCAGUAACUUGUACACGAGAAGGAAGGCCAGGACUUAGCGAUAUAUCUAAAACGAGCUACAAUAUAAAAUCUCAGCAGUCUACUUACCAAGCACCAUACAUAUCAGGUAUCUCCGAGAUAACAGUAAAUUCAAUCACGCUAACGUGUUCUGGUCAGGGAAAACAAGGAACUUGUGAUAUUGACUUAAAUCAGUGUCAGCAGGUUAUACCAAAUACAAGAGAGGGUUUAUCAGGGCCCUGCGAUGUAUCUGAGACAAGUUAUAUUGCAAGUUCACAAAAUAAGACUGCUUUGCUGCAGCCUACAAGUAUUGCACCAUACACGCGUGAAGGAAUGCCAGGACCUUGUGGGCUUUCUAUGACAAAUGAUAAUGCAAGACAAUUUACGAAACCAGCGCCUUUUACGCGUGAAGGUAGAGCAGGACCUUACGAUAUUUCUAAGACAAAUAAUAAUGUAAGACAGUUUACGGACCCAGCGCCUUAUACGCGUGAAGGUAGAGCAGGGCCUUACGACAUUUCUAAGAGAAAUGAUAAUGUAAGACAAUUUACAGACCCAGUGCCUUAUACGCGUGAAGGUAGAGCAGGGCGUUGCGACAUUUCUAAGACAAAUGAUAAUGUAAGACAACUUACGGACCCAGCACCUUAUACGCGUGAAGGUAGAGCAGGGCCUUGCGACAUUUCUAAGACAAAUGAUAAUGUAAGACAACUUACGGACCCAGCACCUUAUACGCGUGAAGGUAGAGCAGGGCCUUGCGACAUUUCUAAGACAAAUGAUAAUGUAAGACAACUUACGGACCCAGCACCUUAUACGCGUGAAGGUAGAGCAGGGCCUUGCGACAUUUCUAAGACAAAUGAUAAUGUAAGACAAUUUACGGAACCAGCGCCUUAUACGCGUGAAGGUAGAGCAGGGCCUUGCGACAUUUCUAAGACAAAUGAUAAUGUCAGACAAUUUACAGGCACAACGCCUUAUACGCGUGAAGGUAAAGCAGGGCCUUGCGACAUUUCUAAGACAAAUAAUAAUAUAAGACAACCGACGGAUCCAGCGCCUUUUACGCGUGAAGGUAGAGAAGGUACAACAACUGCAGUGUCACAUAUCAAUCCAGAUCCAAGGCAGUUAGCAUGUCAAGGACGAAUAGGACCUUGCGAUAUUCUUGGAACAAAUAAUACUGCUAGUUUCUUAAGUAAAAUAACUACUAUACAUUCGUCGAACUUUGCUUCAAAUAUACUACAACAUCGUGAGCCUUGUAAUGUGUGUGUAAAAAACAAUAUUACAUGUUCACUAUGUGCUAUGGACCCUAGCGAGUCCACAAAUCUGUUGUCGUUCACAAGAGACGGGAAUCCUGAGGCCUGUGGUGUAUCUAAAACAAAUCCUACUGCAAGUUCAUUCUAUAAUACAGCUCUCAAACAUUAUUCACAUAAUACACCAUAUACAAGAGAGGGGAUGCCAGGUGUCUGCGGAGUUAAUAAGACUAACUUUGCGAAUUCACAAAAUAAACACACUCACCAGUCUGCUUAUAUCGAACCAUAUACACGUGAAGGCAAACCAGGACCUUGUGGGCUUUCUCUACACAAUAGUGAAAGCCCGCUAGAGGAAAUACUUUCCAGGCAAUAUACAGCCCCGGGACCUUUUACACGUGAAGGAAAAGAAGGACCUUGUGAUAUUUCAAAUAUAAACUAUACUACAAAUUUACUAAAUAAAAUAGAUCCUAAGCAAUCGACACAUAUUGCAUCACAUGCACUGAUCAAGAACCCCGAACCAUGUAGCGUAUGUGAGAGAAAACAUUUUAUUUGUUCAAAGUGUGCUAGGGAUAGCUCGUCGUCUAGAAACCUAGCCAGUUGUGCAACAAAAGGUAUUUAUGGACCAUGCGGUGUAUCUGAGUUUAAUAAUGUUGCAAGAUCCAUCUGUAAUUUAGUUCUAAAGAAGUCCACAUCUGUUACAUUAUCUAAGCAAGAAGGAACACUAGGUCUUUCUGAGACAAAACAUAUCAUAUGUUCAUGUAAUAACAAUGACUCUAUAGGGUCUAAGAAUUUGCAAACUUGUAUAAGAAAGGACGGACAUGAACCCUGUAGUGUGACAAUGUCUAGUGUAAUAUUUAAUACGUCCUCUAAGCAAUGUACGCGAUUGACAUCAUUUACAAGAGAAAGCAAACCGGGACCUUGUGGUGCUUUUGAAACAAACCGCAUUACAGUUUCAAAUUGUUUUGAAUUGAUGAAUGAGCCGAAUACAAAUCAAUCAAGAAACUUCUCACCUUUUAUAAGAGUAGAUAUGCCUGAGUCUUGUAGUUUUUCUGAGAGAAAAAACAUUUUAAAUUCUCUCUAUGAUAGAACCUCUAAACCGUGUGCACAUAUUUUACCAUGUACAGGAUCAAACAAACCACAAAUAUGUAGUGAAUGUGAGAGAAACGGCAUUGCGUGUCCACUUUGUAUCAUCGACCUUAAAGAGUCCACUAAUUCAGCACCUUAUACAAGGGAGGGAAUUCCUGGGCCUUGUGGUGUAUCUGAGGCUAAAAAUAAUAUAAGUUCAUUAGGUAAUUGGGAAUUUCAAAUCUUAAAACCAUACACAAGGGAGGGAGUACCCGGGCCCUGUGGUAUUUCUGAGAAAGGCCUUACGUUUCCACAUUAUAAAUUGUAUGCAUCGUAUGCGUGUCAACUUAAGCCUGGACCUUGGAAUAUACUUGAAUGCCCUAAUGCUACUGGCUCCACUAAGCUUAUAACUUCGGUUCGUAAACCAUGUAACAGUAAGCCACCAUCAAAACUGGGACAGAGGCAGUCAAGUGAUAAAAACGAGUUCAACUUGUGUGAUACUCAGUCUUGUUUAAUGUAUCAAGUUCAUACACCUUGUGGGACUUAUCAUAGGAAUGGAAUACAAUUUUCGGCGACUUCUGCUACUAAAGAUGCCACAACUUAUGUUACUGUAGGACCUUGUCCUGUACAAAAUAUACGUGAAGCAACACUUAGGAAUUGUAGUACAUGUGACAGAAAAAUUACUUUUGAUACAUCAACACCUCAUAGCACAAGAAAUUAUAAAGUUCGAGCACCUCAUACAUGCAUGAACGUCACCCGUUCCUUAAUUGCCAUCCCCCGCUUUGUAUGUUCUUCUUGUAGACCAUAUGCAAAAGCCUCUGCUGCUCCAGUGAUGAUUUUACCUUCACAUGUGUUAUCAAUGGCAUCCUCUUUUGCACCGUCAAGAACCUGUUGUUGCAAAUCGCAGAUUUCGUCUGUUUUAACGUUAAAGUCUGGUCACAAUUGUGACGAAUCACUGUACUCCGUUGGAUCAAAUAAAUUUUGUUCUACUUGUGGCCGCCCUGCAUCUAACAAAGCAAACUUAAAAACAAACUCUGCCCCACUGUUAAAGUAUGUAACUUAUGCAAAUUGUGAGAAUUGUGCUCCCAGUCAUGUAUCAAAAUUUGAACCCUGUGCAGACUGUAGAAAUACUAAAUUGUUUUUGUCUUGCGCGAGCAAUCCUUCUAUUAAGUCAGUAGCUAUUGGGACAUGUGCUAGUCGUAAUCAUUGUACGUCAUCUAAAGCUGCUCGUCUACCUAAAUCUGCAGUACAAACACCAUGUCCAUUGUCUCAAAACACUGCAGCCAUUAUAUCAUGUCCAACUUGUUCUAAAAAAAGAAGAGAAAAGUGCGUUCCUCAUGCAAGUGCUAGUAAGCAAUCGUGUUCAAGUUUGGUGUCUAAGGAUUCUAAAGCUGUUAUAGAUGAAUCGAAAUUCGGUUAUUUUGAAAUUGGAAAGAAAAAAGUAACAAAGAUAUACAGAUGCAAGAACCCAGAUGGUACUAUAACUGAUGAGAAACGAGUCAUCAUUAUUAAAACUGAAAAGAAGUAUCCUGAAAAACUUGAAUCUUCUGGAUUUGAAGCAGGAACGAUAAGUGAUUGCUUAAAAAAUGAAACAAAUAAGAAACGAAAUACCAAUGAAAUGGAUGUGCCCAAAUUUUCAAGACAGUCUAAAUCUGAUACCUGUUGUAACGGUACAAAUGACCGGAUGACAUACCCUCAAAUAAGGUAUUGCAUAUCUACUCAAGAUUGCAAUAACAUGACAGUUAAUAACAACUGUCUCGAACCAAAUCAUGAUUCCUCAAAGAAUAGUAACCGUUUCGUAACUGCUCAUUCUAUACCAACUGGUCUGGUAUGUGCCAACAGACUAGAAGACACAGAUAGCGGUCCUAAAUGUGGCUGUGAAAAUAAACCACCCUCUAAGUAUACUACUCUAGCUUCACGUGCUCGUCCUGUGGCACCAACCCCCCUACGUUACAACGGACUAAAAGACACAGCUAAUAGUCAAACAUGUGACUAUCCAGACAAAUUACGUACUAAGCCCUCAGCUUCAGUCGAGCCCACUAUCCCAGCAUGUGCCAAUAGACUACAAGAUUCAGACAGCGGACCAAGGUGCAACUGUGCAGAUAAAUCACUUCCUGAUAUCACUACUCCAGUUCAACCAACUACACCAGUAUGUGCCAAUAGAUUACAAGACACAGACAGUGGUCCAAAAUGUGACUGUGCGAACAAAUCGCCUCCUUUACCGGCUACUUUAGAGCAGCUCGCUACUCCUGUGUGUGCCAAUAGGCUAGAAGACUCGGACAGCGGACCUAAGUGUGACUGUGCGAUUAAGUCAACUCCUACUCCAGUUUGUGCCAAUAGGCUACAAGACACAGACAGUGGUCCAAAAUGUGAUUGUGCAAAUAAAUCGCCUCCUUUACCAGCUACUGUAGACCAGCCUCCUACUCCAGUUUGUGCCAAUAGGCUACAAGACACAGACAGUGGUCCAAAAUGUGAUUGUGCAAACAAAUCGCCUCCUUUACCAGCUACUGUAGACCAGCCUUCUACUCCAGUAUGUGCCAAUAGAUUACAAGACACAGACAGUGGUCCAAAAUGUGACUGUGCGAACAAAUCGCCUCCUUUACCGGCUACUUUAGAGCAGCUCGCUACUCCUGUGUGUGCCAAUAGGCUAGAAGACUCGGACAGCGGACCUAAGUGUGACUGUGCGAUUAAGUCAACUCCUACUCCAGUUUGUGCCAAUAGGCUACAAGACACAGACAGUGGUCCAAAAUGUGAUUGUGCAAAUAAAUCGCCUCCUUUACCAGCUACUGUAGACCAGCCUCCUACUCCAGUUUGUGCCAAUAGGCUACAAGACACAGACAGUGGUCCAAAAUGUGAUUGUGCAAACAAAUCGCCUCCUUUACCCGCUACUGUAGACCAGCCUUCUACUCCAGUUUGUGCCAAUAGGCUACAAGACACAGACAGUGGUCCAAAAUGUGACUGUGCAAACAAAUCGCCUCCUUUACCAGCUACUUUAGACCAGCUCGCUACUCCUGUAUGUGCCAAUAGGCUAGAAGACUCGGACAGCGGACCUAAAUGUGACUGUGCGAGUAAGUCAACUCCGAAGCCCAUUAACCCAGUAUGUGCUAACAGACUACAAGAUUCCGAUAGCGGACCAAGUUGUAACUGUGCAGAUAAAUCACUUUCUGAAAACACUACUCCAAUUCAGCUCACUACCUCAGUAUGUGCCAAUAGAUUACAAGAUUCAGACAGUGGACCAAAAUGCGAUUGUGCCAACAAAUCAACUCCUAAACCUCUUACUCCAGUUUGUGCCAAUAGGCUACAAGAUACUGACAGUGGACCUAAAUGUGACUGUGCAAACAAAUCCAAUCUUAAGCCCCUUUCUCCAGUUUGUGUCAAUAGAGAAUACGACACAGACAGUGGACCAAAAUGUAACUGUGCAAACAAAUCUCCUCUUUUGCCCGUUACUGUAGACCAACCCACUACCCCCGUAUGUGCCAAUAGGCUGGAAGACUCAGACAGUGGACCUAAAUGUGACUGUGCAAACAAAUCAUCUCCUUCGCCCAUUACUGUAGACCAACCCACUACCCCCGUAUGUGCCAAUAGGCUAGAAGACUCGGACAGUGGACCAAAAUGUGACUGUGCGAGCAAAGCAACUCCUAAGCCCACUACUGUAGACCAGCCCAUUACUCCCAUAUGUGCCAAUAGGCUAGAAGACACAGACAGUGGACCAAAAUGUCACUGUGCAAACAAAUCAUGUCCUUUGCCCAUUACUGUAGACCCACCCACUACCCCCGUAUGUGCCAAUAGGCUGGAAGACUCAGACAGUGGACCUAAAUGUGACUGUGCAAACAAAUCAUCUCCUUCGCCCAUUACUGUAGACCAACCCACUACCCCCGUAUGUGCCAAUAGGCUAGAAGACUCGGACAGUGGACCAAAAUGUGACUGUGCGAGAAAAGCAACUCCUAAGCCCACUACUGUAGACCAGCCCACUACCACCGUAUGUGCCAAUAGGCUAGAAGACACAGACAGCGGACCAAAAUGUAGUUGUGCAAAUAAAUCGCCUCCUUUGCACACUACUAAAGACCGGCCUACUAACCCAGUUUGUGCUAAUAGGCUAGAAGACUCAGACAGUGGUCCGAAAUGUGACUGUGCAAGCAAAUCAGCUCCUAAGCCCACUACCCCAGUAUUUGCAAACAUAAGACUACAAGACUCACACAGCGGACAUAUAUGUCACUGUGCAAACAAAUCGCAUUUUUUGCCUGCGACUAUAGACAAACCCACAUGUGGCCAUACACUACAACACUCAGACAAUACUCUGAAAUGUGAUUGCGCAAGAAAACUAACUUGUAAGCACACUAAACCCUCAUCUAAACAAUCUCAAACCAUGAUUCACCCACCUAAGUGUAGCUGUGAUAAUGAAUCGUCUCCUACUCCCACAUGUCCGUUUCAUAAACCUCUAAACCCUUGCCAAUGUAAAGUAACUGACGAGUUGUUACCGUCAACAAAGUCUCAGGAUAAAGAAGUGUGCUGUUCUCUGCAAAAAAAAAUAGGCAUAAUGAAACAUAUAAGCGAUGCACAAGAAAAUAAAGUUAAAGACGAUAGAGAAUUCGACUAUGUGUACAUAGUACCUUCAAAGAAAACUAUUUGCAAUAAAGUUCUUAAAAGUGACGUUCCAUGCUCUACUACAAAUCUUGCUUGUUGUACACCAAAAUUGUCUUACGAUGCCAAUGUACCCACAUCACCAAAGAAAAUUGUCCCAAAAACUUACAAAAACCGGUGCUGCAGUACUAGUGAUACAGGCAAGCUCUCAAUUUUUCGCGGUGGCAGUAUGUUAGAUGCCUUACGCCAACUAUUUCAGAGCUCAAAUUCGCGUACGCAAAAUCGUAAAACUUUUGACAAAAAUAUUUGCAAAACCUGUUAUUCCCCAUUAAGCAAUACCGAUGACGGUGAAUCGCUGAAUACUCCACUGUGCACAUCUUGUAAAGAAAAAAUUAUUGAUGAAAGCGAACAGGAUUACCGUCUUACUAAUUAUUCUACUGAAACAGGAUCUCCAGCUUCUAAAAAAUCACCAUCCCCGUUUGGUCAAAUGUCAUUUUUAUCGACAAGCAGUUGUAACAUAAAUGUAGACCAUAGUUGCCCUGCGAUGGUUUCAACAGUAAUAUCCACAGAUUCUAACGAUAGUCUUAUGUGCAUGCGUGGUGAAAAUUAUUUUCGUAAUGCAAAUCGCAAUGAUGCUGCAACUUCAACUAGAGUAAGAGAUGAAACCUAUAUGCGAGCAAUUAAAAAAGGAAAAAUUGAACAUGCAUGCGUUCCAGAUGUAAAAGACUGUGCAUCACAUACUACAAACUAA
This is a messenger RNA of Arctia plantaginis, 13728 nucleotides long. Lineage: Eukaryota; Metazoa; Arthropoda; Insecta; Lepidoptera; Erebidae. The record is from the annotation of a GenBank genome assembly.